This is a messenger RNA of Parnassius apollo (apollo), 1116 nucleotides long. Lineage: Eukaryota; Metazoa; Arthropoda; Insecta; Lepidoptera; Papilionidae. The record is from the annotation of a GenBank genome assembly.
AUGGCUUCGAGAUCCAGACGUAUCGAGCCGCGCUCGGGCAUUGCCUGUUCUGACGAUACCGUGCUAGCAUUACUACCCAAAGAUCCCACAUAUAAUGAACCCACGGAAAUCGCUACACAAGAGCGUCGAAGGUACGAUUCUAGUUCAGUUGUUGAGCCACCAUCGCCGGCUUUAUCGAGUGGACCUAUAAUACGCCAGGCAACUGGCUCUGAUUUACGCCGAGCAAGAUCUUCUCGUCGCCCUCAAAUGUCAGUUCAGCCAACCUACAGACAAAUAUCGUCUCAAUCUCAACCUGUGGAUGUUGUGGAAUUAUGGACUGGAAAUUUUGAACCUCUCGAAAUAAAUCUGUAUGAACCAACAUACGUGCCAAAUUUCGACCAUGAAUGGUCAUACGAACAGUUCUUUGAACAAACCUACCAUCCCCACGAGCUCCGCACUGCCGCGACCGCUGUGUCUGCCAUCCUUACGAGUCCAGCUCCGAACACUGCAACUGCCAUCUUCACUAGCUCCGCGCCUAACGCUGCGUCUGCCGUCCUUACAAGCACUGCUACAGACGCUGCGUCUGCCGUCUUCACGAGACCUGCUACAGAUGCUGCAUCUGCCACCCUCACGAGCUCCGCACCCAGCGCUAUAUAUGCCGUCCUCACGAGCCCUACUACAGAUGCUGCGUCUGCCAUCCUCACGAGCUCCGCGCCCGACGCUGUGUCUGAUAUCCUCAGAUGCUGCAUCUACCACCCUCACAAGAUCCGCGCCCGACGCUGCGUCUGCCGUCUUCACGAAACCUUAUAUAGAUGCUACGUCUGCCGUUCUCACGGAAUCCGCGACGGACGCUGCGUCUGCUGCAUGCUAGAAUUGCGCGAUCCUGACGCGAGUUUAACAUGCUCUACACAACCAGAAACCGAGUCAAAUCUCUUAGGAAGAUCGCUCCGAGAUGUUCCCAGCACAUUCUUCUACAGUUCUUCCAGUCGACUAUUGAAAACCAUGUUAAACAUACCACUAUCUGGGCUUCUUCCCAAUGGUGUUGCAACACCAUUAACAAAACAAAAGCACAUUGAUGUUGAGCAGUUAACUCACAAAGAGAUGGGACUUAUUCGCAGACAAGUAGUUUGUGGCUAA